Molecule: messenger RNA, 1020 nt
Organism: Mugil cephalus (flathead mullet)
Lineage: Eukaryota; Metazoa; Chordata; Actinopteri; Mugiliformes; Mugilidae
Product: ependymin-like
Exons: 7
Coding region: 185-853 (222 amino acids)
Biological process (GO): cell-matrix adhesion
Cellular component (GO): extracellular region; lysosome
Molecular function (GO): calcium ion binding
Source: RefSeq, a predicted model, not a curated record
ACCCUCAUCCUAGAAGCCUUUUGGCUGCAUUUGUAAACCUGAAUGAAGUAAAACAAGUGACACCUUCAUAAUUGGGGCAGAAAGUCAAGCUCACCCAGACUUCAGGUAUAUAUGGAGAUGUGUGUCAUUCCCUGAAUCAAAGUGCUCCCAGGCUGUCCUCAGUCGGCUCCUAAAGCGUCUCACCAUGAGUGUCAUCAGUGUCCUGUCCUGCCUCAGCCUGCUGUUGGCAGCUGCUGUCGCCCAGACACCCGAACCCUGCGUUGUCCCACCGCUACUGAGUGGACACCUCACUGUGAUGGCUUCCAAUGGACUUGUGUCGUCAACAGGGACAAUAAGCUAUGAUUCUUUUGGACAGAAGAUGCAUAUCAGGAGCACCGGUACUGCCGGCAAUGAGACCUAUGUUGUGGACCAGCUGUUCCUUUUCAACAAGAAUGUCUACUAUGAGAUGGACUGGAAAACAGUCUCCUGUAAGAAGAUGCCACUGAAUUCUGACUUCAUUCCCAUGCAAGUGCCUUCUGAUGCAAAACUGAUGGGCCAGGCAGUGAUGGGCUCCUCCUCCUCUUGGGGAAUGGGUGUACUAACCAACACCUGGUAUGGAGCCAUGUCAUCAAAUGGCUUCUACAUGAGCGUCUUCACUGAGGUUGGGUGCAUUCCUUUGACCUUCACCAGCUACACUCCUGAAGCUGGAUGGACCACAGUCAGCACCUUUAACUGGGUAAUAGGAAUCACAAACCCCAUGGGCUUCAUACCCCCUGUCUUCUGUGAUGAAGCCAGUCUGGAGGACAAAGAGACACCCGAUACCUUCUUCACUGCCCUGGAGUCUCUGGCCAUGAAGACCAAGAGAGGGAAGUAAACACCUGGAGCGUCUCUCCUGGACAGUCCUAUAUGGUCUAACUGCAGACAAUUGCAGACAAGACUAGAUUACAGGAUUGCUUGUGAAAGUCAAUAUAAUAAACUCAUUCACUCAUUCCUCCCUACAUUGUAAAAAUUGAGCUACUAAAUCAUUAAAAGGAACCUUUA